AUGGAGGUUCAGGGAUUCCCUGCCGGUUUGGAAAACGUCCAGGAGGACGAGAGCAGAGACGAGUUUGAGACCUGUGUCCUCGUCUUUAAGGAGAGCAGAGACGAGUUUGAGACCUGCGUCCUCGUCUUUAGAGAGAGCAGAGACGAGUUUGAGACCUGUGUCCUCGUCUUUAAGGAGCGCAGAGACGAGUUUGAGACCUGCGUCCUCGUCUUUAGAGAGAGCAGAGACGAGUUUGAGACCUGUGUCCUCGUCUUUAGAGAGAGCAGAGACGAGUUUGAGACCUGCGUCCUCGUCUUUAGAGAGUUUUCUUCAGAUUUAUUUCUGAUGGUGUUUGAAGGACACAGAAGGUGACGGAGAAGAUGGAGCAGAUUUACAGACACAAUCAUUGAGGGGAGAAACACGUGUGACUCUGAGCAGGUCUGUGUGACCCUGAUUCCUGAUUGGCUGAGACUCUGAACUCACAGCAGUGUGUCACACACAGAUGUGUGUGUGUGUGUGUUCUUUAUGAGACUCUUGGUAAUCCUCACAGGAUGGUCUCUGUAGAGAGAGGGUCCGGGGUGUAG
Messenger RNA from Xyrichtys novacula (pearly razorfish), 563 nucleotides. The record is from the annotation of a GenBank genome assembly. Lineage: Eukaryota; Metazoa; Chordata; Actinopteri; Labriformes; Labridae.